ACCCAAUGGAAUCAAUGGGGACAUUAAAGCGUCUACAGAGACUGGUGAGGACCAAGAAAACCAGGGCACAGAGUGUGGAUGAGGUGAAACCCACAUUAAUAAAUCUCCAAAAUGAAGAUGACACAUUGAUUUCCUGUAUGAAACUAAGCAGAUCUCAAGAAAAGAAAGCUAAUAAUUUUAGCACAAGGAGGAGGGGAGAAAUGGAAAUUAGACCAGAGUCUCAUCCUAUAUCUGUGGAUCCAUCCAGCACUUCAAAUGAAUGCAACUUGGAAGACAUAUUAUCUUAUCAUGAAGGCGAAGUUCAGAAGUGGAACAUCUGGAAGUCUUUUCCAGAAAAUCUGUUCUGGACUGGCAUUGACUUCCAAAUUGCCCAAGCUGGAUCCUGGGACAACUGCUCCACUUGCACUCACCACUCACGUCUCAAAUCUUCUCACACAGAUAUGGAUCUCUUACAUUCAUGGCGCAGCAGCAGUUUUGGAAAUUUUGAUCGUUUUCGGAAUAAUUCCAUAUCAAAACCAGAUGAUUCAACUGAGGCGCCUGAGUGGGAACCCACAACUGAAAGUGGAGAACAAAAUAAAACUUCAAGUAAUGGAGGAGGUCUAGGGAAAAAAAUGAGAGGCAUUUCAUGGACCAUGAAGAAAAAAGUGGGUAAAAAGUACAUUAAGGCCCUUUCUGAGGAAAAGGAUGGGGAAGAUGGAGAGGAUGCCCUCCCAUGUCGGAAUAGUGACCCCGUGAUUGGGACUCACACAGAGAAAGCCUCCCUCAAAGCCAGUGACUCCAUGGAUAGUCUCUACAGUGGGCAGAGCUCAUCAAGUGGAAUAACAAGCUGUUCAGAUAGUGCAAGUAACCGAGACAGCUUUCGACUGGAUGAUGAUGGCCCCUACACAGGACCAUUCUGUGGCCGAGCCAGAGUGCAUACAGAUUUCACUCCAAGUCCCUAUGACACUGAUUCCCUCAAAAUCAAGAAAGGAGAUAUCAUCGACAUCAUCUGCAAAACACCAAUGGGCAUGUGGACGGGAAUGUUGAACAAUAAGGUGGGAAACUUCAAAUUCAUUUAUGUGGAUGUCAUCUCAGAAGAAGAAGCAGCCCCCAAGAAAAUAAAAGCACACAGAAGGAGUAAAAAUGAAAAACCCAAGACCCUGCAGGAGUUCUUAGAGAGGAUUCACCUUCAGGAUUAUACCUCAACACUUCUGCUCAAUGGUUAUGAGACCCUAGAAGAUUUAAAGGAUAUAAAAGAGAGUCAUCUCAUUGAAUUAAAUAUUGAAAACCCAGAAGAUAGGUUGAGGUUACUAUCAGCUGCUGAAAGUUUCCUUGAUGAAGAAAUUAUUGAAGAACAAGAAAAUGAAUCUGUGCCCCUAUCUUUAAGCCCAGACAUUUCCUUAAAUAAGUCACAGUUAGAUGACUGCCCAAGGGACUCUGGUUGUUACAUCUCAUCAGGAAAUUCAGAUAAUGGCAAAGAAGAUCUAGAGUCUGAAAAUCUGCCUGACAUGGUACAGAAGAUGACUAUCACAGAGCCAAGUGACUGAACACAUAUUCUCAACUAUGUAUCUACAGAUGCUAUCCAUUUUAAUUCUUCUUGUGCUACAUGAUCACAUGGAGGAAAAAAGAUGUUUGUAAAUACAACCCAACGUUAAAAUGUUUUAAUCUGAGGUUAUUGUACAUAAGAGUUCAUAGCUCUAACUUUCCUAAUUAUUAUAUAUUUGUAUACAUUAAUAAAAAUGUAUAUUUAUUUUAAAUACUAUUUGUUAAUAUUUCAUUUGCCUCUGUUAGAGAAGGUACAAUGUAAGACUUUUCUGUGUGAUAUAUGCUUUAUUAGACUUUAUUUUAUAAGUGAAGAGGAUAAAAGUGGAAAAAAAAACCUACUUUUUUUUACCUGUCAGUUUUGAAUUUGUGCAUAAUAGUGAAUAAAUAGUUUUACAGGGUAUUUCUGUUGAAUCAAUUUGUCCAAGCAGAAUCUAAAUUCAUUGUUGCAUUUAUUAGAAUGUGUGAGUUAAUAUUGGAGACAUUUUAUCCUGAUCCACAGUAGAAUUUUAGUAAUUAUUUGUGUUGCUUUCUUCACUCUGUUAUCUGGUAUAAAAAUAUAGAGAACAAUAUGUUAUCACUCUUGAUUUAACAAGAUUAAUGUUAAUAAUUGUGAAGAUGUUUUCAAAUGUUAAUGUUUUUAAUUUUUAUAUUUCCUAAUGUUAAUAAUAAAAAGAAUUAUAUGCAU
This is a messenger RNA of Ictidomys tridecemlineatus (thirteen-lined ground squirrel), 2209 nucleotides long. RefSeq names its product SAM domain, SH3 domain and nuclear localization signals 1 (gene Samsn1). Gene Ontology annotation, molecular function: phosphotyrosine residue binding. Gene Ontology annotation, biological process: negative regulation of peptidyl-tyrosine phosphorylation; negative regulation of B cell activation. Lineage: Eukaryota; Metazoa; Chordata; Mammalia; Rodentia; Sciuridae. Gene Ontology annotation, cellular component: nucleus; cytoplasm. The record is from RefSeq and is a predicted model, not a curated record.